Messenger RNA from Ipomoea nil (Japanese morning glory), 596 nucleotides. RefSeq lists its product as uncharacterized. The coding region runs from base 24 to 431 and encodes 135 amino acids. NCBI's taxonomy places the organism in Eukaryota, Viridiplantae, Streptophyta, Magnoliopsida, Solanales, Convolvulaceae. The record is from RefSeq and is a predicted model, not a curated record. The transcript has 2 exons.
AAUACAAGGUGAUCUGCGGCGAGAUGGCCAUCCUAUUCUCCGACUCCACCACCCACCAUGCAGCGCCGGAGCCAGGCUCCUCUCCUCGAGACCCCGGCGGCGGACGAAUUGAAGGAUAUGCCUGGGCUGACGACGCCGUCCUCCACCACCCUCGCAGCAGACGUGAGAGUAAGCAAGCAUCGAGGCCGACGCCGCUGCUGGUCGCGUUUAAUUUGUGUCUCCGUCUGGUUGGUCUAUGCGGUGGUUUCUCCCCAGAAUCCUUCCACCGGCCUUUGGCCUCUGGUUCAUGGCGGCAAGGGGCGGGGCAAUCAUUUUCUGUCAGAAGUCAGAAGUGCAGCUAUGGUUGUGAAUCAAAAACACGCCUCGCAUCCAGUCUGUCCGCUUGCUCAGCUCGCUUUAUCUUUCUGGCGGAACAUGUGGGAGCCGAGUGACUACCAUCAAAGCCUGUAGCAUAUAAUUAAGCUUCAUCCAUUGGUGGUGGGUGGCGGUACGGUGCAUUCACUUCAAUUCUGCGUACAAAAUACUAAAACCUAUUUGCUAUUGGUGAAUGUGGCGGUGAAAUGCAUGAGAAGACCAAACAAAGUCUACUGGUAGAU